This is a messenger RNA of Brassica napus (rape), 817 nucleotides long. RefSeq lists its product as uncharacterized. Gene Ontology annotation, cellular component: nucleus. Gene Ontology annotation, molecular function: DNA-binding transcription factor activity. The record is from RefSeq and is a predicted model, not a curated record. Gene Ontology annotation, biological process: regulation of DNA-templated transcription. The transcript has 10 exons. The coding region runs from base 76 to 699 and encodes 207 amino acids. NCBI's taxonomy places the organism in Eukaryota, Viridiplantae, Streptophyta, Magnoliopsida, Brassicales, Brassicaceae.
AAGCUAAAAAGGUGAAAGGGAUCAGUGAAGACAAAACAAAACUGAUAGGGACACGAAGCGAAGCCAGCGAGCAAGAUGCCCAGAACUACACGCAGCUCGGUACAACAAAGGCUCCAAUGCAUACAAGUUAUCGAAGAAUUGCAGGAGGAGCUCAAGUUGUUACAGAUUCCCAACGAGAAACUGAAUGGUGAGGGGCUCAAUGGUCUGAGCUACUCUGAGCUAUCUUCAAUUGAAAACAUGCUAAACCAGGGUUUAGUCGUUGUGGAAGAACAAACCGACAAGGCCUAUUAUGACUUCGCAACCAUGCAGAUUGUGGAGAGCGAUGUUAUGGGGAUGGAUUGGACUGACAAACUCGAGAAAGAGGAUUUGGCCUAUCAAGCGCGUCUGUCAAGAAGAAGAACAGCUGUGAGGAACAAGUCUAGAGAACUCCGCCUCAGCCCUCAAGACAGCCAACAGGAGCAUGGUCAUGACCAUGAAGAACUGAUGUUAACCAUCGAGUCUUUGAAGAUCGAGAAGAAGAGAUUGCUGCUUUUGAGCCAACGAAUGAUUGGUAAAGAGCUUGACGGUAUGAGUUACGCUGAGCUGUAUGUGUUGGGCUUUGAUAUAACGCGUGCUCUUAUGAACGUAAUGCAAGAGAUGGACAAGAUAAAACAUGCCGCCCGAGUCAGCAAGGAAUCAAUCUCCCCGGGACAGAUAUGAUCAUCUCACCAUGGCUCGUGACUUUAGGUAGCAACAUCAUGGAAUCGUUUUUUUUUUUUAAUAUAUAGUCUUGUGGACUAUCUACUUGGAUAAUUUUAUGGUGGUUCUAACUUUGUGU